ACACACUAGCAAAGAGACACAUACAGACUUACGCGUGUUCUCCCGUGCUCGGUGUGUGUACGUGUACUCGCUUGUGGCAUCCAGCAAACGCUGUGGUUUCAUUUGGCCAACCGCAAAAUUCUUUUUAAACCAAAUAAGAAACAGAGAAAACUAACUUGAGCCAGGAAAAGCCGAGCAGAGGUCGGAAGAGGCCAGCGGCAGGAAAUUGUUAACCUUUGGGGAUAUCAAACAUUUACGAUUGCGUGGCAGAGGCAGCAACAGCAAGACAGGGGCAGUAACAACAAGAGUAAGAAUCCCGUACCGCCGCAUCGCAUCAACCACUGGGAAAAGCAGCCACAAGUGCCCAAGACGAACCGGGGGGCUUUUCCUGCGCUGUGUACGCAAAACUUUCCUCCUUUUCAAUUUUGUUUUCUCAUCCGGAGUACUUUUGAGGGGCUUAAAUUUCUGUUUGUUUGUGGUACCAAAACAAUCGUAGUCCUGUGGCGGCGGCACCAUUAAGUUUUCGGCCUUCAGCAUAAUGAACAAGAGGAAGAGCAGCCGUAAGUCCGCUUAUGGGACCACUUCGGACACCGCAGGCGCAUCAAACAGUGCCAAUGUGAAGAGUGCUGACAGCAACAAUGCCGGGAAUCGGAAUCUAACUGGAAUUGAGGAGGUGGAACAAGCCACCAUCGACGGCGUUCCGUUCAUACUUGUGGACGCAAUGCCUUUGACACAGAGUCCCCUCACUGAUCCAGAGUUGGCCCAAAUAGAGGCCAAGCGAAUGGCCGAGGUGGCGGCGGAGUGUGACCGAUUGUUGAAACGCUUGGAGAACACAAAGCCACCGCCUGAGCUGGACUUAACAAGCACCAUAACCUCCGCCAAUGAGCUUAAUGAUGAGAACAGUUUCCUCGAGGAGUUGCAGCAACUUUGCAUAUUUCCGACGGACACAGAGGAGCAAGAUGGAGUAGAAGAAAUGAGCAACUUUAGUUCUCAAGCAUCAGACAAUCCCGGAAUCAGCAGGCAGGACACCUUUCACAUUGACAGAAUUGAACCUUCUUCACUGAACGAUCGAACAGUUGGCGGUGAGUCACCGUUCUCCUUCCAAGAGUCAGUAGAGAUCAUCAAUCAGAUUGGCGAUCUGCUGGUGAAAUUGCAGCACCAGCAGGAGCAGCCGUUGGAGGAGGGUACCAGCUGCUUCUUCAUAGCGAGCAUUAAGCCAGACGCUCAGACAUCCAAUUGCUUUGUGAAACAAAUCGGAAAGCCUGCGUCCUUGUCGGCACCAGAAAUAGAGUCACUUGAGCAGCCAGAAGAUAAGUCGCAGUCUGUUAGAUCGGAAAUCCUCAUACAGAUUGAUGAAGAUACGCACAUCAUUCCUCCACAAAAGACCAGUAGUACAUCGCUCUUGAAGCUAUGUAGCCGCAAAUCCAGAUUUGGCUAUGUCGGAAAGAACUAAGGGAUUUCACGGGGUCCGAGCAACAUUUGCAGUUCGAAAUCAUUUUAUCAACAAUAAAUUUACUUUGCUUCUGUAUUCCAGGCACCCCAUA
Messenger RNA from Drosophila subobscura, 1523 nucleotides. RefSeq lists its product as uncharacterized. Lineage: Eukaryota; Metazoa; Arthropoda; Insecta; Diptera; Drosophilidae. Bases 518 to 1432 code for a protein of 304 amino acids. The record is from RefSeq and is a predicted model, not a curated record. The transcript is spliced from 3 exons.